Humulus lupulus (European hop) is the source of this 2896-nucleotide messenger RNA. RefSeq names its product receptor-like protein EIX2. The transcript has 3 exons. NCBI's taxonomy places the organism in Eukaryota, Viridiplantae, Streptophyta, Magnoliopsida, Rosales, Cannabaceae. Gene Ontology annotation, molecular function: protein binding. The record is from RefSeq and is a predicted model, not a curated record. The coding region runs from base 58 to 2766 and encodes 902 amino acids.
UCAGUCUAUAUUUUUACACCCGAGACCAUAGUGAAAAAGCUACUUCUUUGCUUAAACAUGGGGAGGUAUCAUAGCACAGAAAUGAUAUCUUUCCUAGUUCUUCUCUAUCUAUGCAUAUCAAACACGAGUGGUACUACUUUCGGUUGCAUAGAAAGAGAGAGACAAGCUCUUCUACACUUGAAACACAGCUUUCAAGAUAUUUCUCACAAGUUGUCUUCAUGGGAAGGUGAAGAUUGCUGCCAAUGGAAAGGAGUAGGCUGCAAUGAAGGCACAGGUCAUGUUGUCAAGCUUGAUCUCAGAUCUUCAAUAUAUUACGAUUAUUUUACAAAUUACUCAACAUCCCAACUGCCUGACUUACAAGCCCGUGAGGUCAGCUCCUGUUUGUUGGAGCUACAACAUCUCAACUACUUGGACCUCAGCGGAAACAACUUCAGUUCUAGCAAGAUUCCCAACUUCUUUGGCUCAAUGAAGAAUCUGAAGUAUCUAAAUCUGUCUUAUGCAAACUUUGGUGGAAGGAUUUCUCUUCAUUUUGGAAAUCUAACUAUCUUGCAAGUUCUUGAUCUUCAAGGUCUUUCAAGUGUUAGCACUCAUACUUUCCAGUGGGCUUCAAAUCUUUUGUCUCUCCAAUACCUGGAUAUGAAUCAUGUAAAUUGCCGGAAAGCAUCAGAUUUUAUGCAGGUACUUACUAAGCUCCCUUCUCUGUCACAUAUAAGUUUAUCUUCGUGUGAUUUAGAUAUGGUCAAAUUUGCUUAUGAUCCGAUUAAUUCCACUUUCUCUGCUCAAGUUCGAUACCUAGACCUUUCCAUGAAUACUCAUCAAAGAUCAAUUCUUCAUGAUCUCCAAAACAUGACCUCUCUUGAAGUACUUGAUCUUUCAUCCACCUUCUAUUCUAGUAGUUCAAAAAUUCCAUCCUGGCUAGGUGAUUUUAAGAGCCUUGUUUACCUUAACCUUGCAUCUAAUAACUAUGACACCUUUGAAGAAGGUGGCUUGUUGUACAUAAUAAACAAUGCAUGUUCCUUGAAGUUAUUAGAUUUGUCAUUCAACUCAAUUGGGCAUGUGUUAGAGCCUCAUCCAAAUUCAACCCAAUGUGUCAAAUAUAAUCUAGAGUUAUUAAAUUUGAGUGGUAACCAAGUGAGUGGUCCUUUGCCAGAUUGGUUGGAGCAACUAGAAUCUUUGAAGAACCUUGACCUUUCUGGAAAUUUAUUUCAUGGUCCAAUGCCAUCAUCACUUGUGAGAUUAUCCUUUUUGGAAGUACUAGAUCGUAUUGUAUCUGAGGAUCUCUUUGCUAACCUUACGAGGUUGAAAAAGUUGGUCAUUAAUUCCAACAAUUUCUCAUGCAAAUUUAAUUCAGAAUGGAUCCCUCCUUUUAGUCUCAACCUCAUUCACAUGGGUUCUUGCAAAGUUGAAGGGCCUCAUGAGUUCCCUCAAUGGCUUCAAACACAACGGGAAGCCACUGAAUUGAAUAUCUCAAAUGCUAAUAUUGUUGAUACAUUUCCAAAUUGGCAUCACAUCAUGUCAAGUCUCUCCUCUUUGGAUCUCUCUAUGAACAAAAUUAGCGGACACCUUCCAAUGAAUAUCGAUUACACUAUGCCUUCUUUGGAGUCGCUAAAUCUUGGCAACAACCUGAUAAAUGGUUCAAUUCCAGACUCAAUAUGCGAACUAGAAUCCUUGCAGAAUCUAGAUCUUUCAAGAAACAAGCUUUCUGGGAUAUUGCCUCAUUGGAGAGAGAGUCAAGAAGUGAUUGUUAUCAAUCUAUCGUAUAACAACUUGUCAGGGACUAUUCCAAGCUCGAUCGGGAAUCUAUCAUAUCUGAAAUGGUUGCAUCUAAAUAAUAACAAUCUCAGUGGGGAACUUCCUUUGGCCUUGACGAAUUGCUCUGACUUGUUGCUUUUUGAUGUUGGCUACGAAAGAAUAUGUUUAGUGGAAGUAUCCCUUUCAACUUUUGCAAUGAAAAUUUUAGAUCUUGCAGGUAACAAUUUGAGUGGGAAAAUUCCACGUUGCUUUGGCAAUCUUAGUGGAAUGACUGUAGGAGAAGAUGUAAUUGUAGCUUAUGAAAUAGAAUGGGAUACAGAGAAGGUUUCACAGGUGAUGAAAGGAAGAGACUUAGAGUAUACAAAAAUACUGCUACUUCUUGAUAAUUUGGACCUCUCAAGCAAUAAGCUAGUUGGGGUCAUUCCAGAAGAGCUAUGUAUGCUCUCUGCAUUGCGUGGUUUGAACUUAUCCCAUAAUCAUCUGUCUGGCAAUAUACCGAACAGGAUUGGAGAAUUGAAGUCAUUGGAGUCUCUUGACCUUUCAAACAACAAACUUUUUGGUGCAAUUCCACAAAGUAUGUCCAAUUUGAUGUCACUAAACAAGCUAGGCUUGGCUCACAACAAUUUCUCAGGCAAAAUUCCAACAGGAGAUCAACUUCAAACGAUGGAUGAUCCAGAGAUAUAUGUCGGCAACGAUCAACUAUGUGGACUCCCAUUGCCAAAGAAAUGUCCUGGUGAUGAUGAUCGAAGAAAAACUGUGCCAAUGAGCAAUGGCCAUGAAGAUGACGACUACAAAGAAAGUAGGUCAGAAAGGAUAUGGUUUUACUUUGUGGUAACACUUGGAUAUGCAGUCGGAUUAUGGGGAGUAAUUGGGAGUUUGGUUUUCAAGAGAAAGUGGAGGCAUGCUUGUUUUCGGUUUACCGAAAACACCAAGGAUUGGAUUGUUGUGACAAUACAAGUGAAUAUAGGGAGAUUUAAGAAGAGCAUCAUGAAGUGGACCAAACAAUUGGUGUAAUUGUUUUUGUGUGUUUCCUUUGUUAUUGUUGUGUGGGUUUUGUUUUUUCUUUUUCUUCUUGUUAACAUUGUAUUUCUUCCAUUGUAAGUGAGGUUUUUCAAUAAAUUUGGGAAGUUACAUUGUUCUGCAA